Messenger RNA from Drosophila busckii, 709 nucleotides. RefSeq lists its product as uncharacterized. The record is from RefSeq and is a predicted model, not a curated record. The transcript has 3 exons. Bases 138 to 584 code for a protein of 148 amino acids. Lineage: Eukaryota; Metazoa; Arthropoda; Insecta; Diptera; Drosophilidae.
GUACUUUCGAUUUGACACUCUCUAUAAGCAACCAAUAACACAAACGUCUUGGCAAUAAAAAACAAAAUUCUCAACACACACAUUUGAGUUUGUAGGCGAGAAACAAAACGUGAAAGGCAGCCAAACAAAAAAGGACAAUGUUGUCAUUUGCCUUCUGGAAAUACGAGACAAAGAAAGCACAGCGAGAUAAUGUCUCGCAAAUCUGGAAGGAUUUGAAUGCAACAUUUGUAGCCUUUCUCGGCUGGAGCUGGUUAAUCUACUCCAUCGCCGUUGUUGUCAUCUCAAUUUGCGGUUAUUUCGCCUACUGCGAGAGCUGCCGUAGAACAGAAGUUGUACGCCGUAGACGUGUCAUUCAGCGCGCUCAAGAAAGACCUCCACAAAAGCGACGCCCCAAUGCCGCCUACCGUGAUCAUCAGAUAUUUCGUUACAUCAUCCUCAGCCUGGCCAAGUAUAUGAAGAAUCCAGAGGGCGUGCGACCAUUUAUUGAUCACAUGGAUCAUUUGUAUCCGCUGCGGCACUCACAGGCCGAAAUGGCGCUCAACAUUGGUCACAAUAGCACAGAGGCUAACGUUAUGGAAGAUUGAGAGUGUGCACGCUGUUCUUGCCCAGCUCUAACUACAAACUGCUGCUAUCAACGCCAAGAUAUUUGUUUAAAUUUUUUUUUAAUAGAUAUUUGAUAGACGAAAUUGUAAUUGCUUUGCUUUUUGGU